Molecule: messenger RNA, 4982 nt
Organism: Panicum virgatum (switchgrass)
Lineage: Eukaryota; Viridiplantae; Streptophyta; Magnoliopsida; Poales; Poaceae
Product: probable histidine kinase 5
Exons: 14
Coding region: 620-4225 (1201 amino acids)
Biological process (GO): phosphorylation; phosphorelay signal transduction system
Molecular function (GO): phosphorelay sensor kinase activity
Source: RefSeq, a predicted model, not a curated record
UCUCUCUAUCUCCUGUGUCCCAGUUGUUGCACACUACUACCAGCCCCCUGCCUUGUUUGCAGCUCUUGGCCUCUUGCUCCUGCUCCAACUCCAACCUUUCCCCUCCCACCACCCACCCAGACCCCCCCAAACCCAGGCAAGGAACGACGAGCAAGUUGCUUCGGUGGCUUGGAGUGGGCGCUUCGAUCACCGGUCCCCGACGCCCCGGCGUGCGAGUGCAGGAGGGCGCAAUCAUUCGCGCCACCGCAGCAACCAACCUCCUCAGUUCUUGGAUUGGCUCUCGGCGUGCAGGGCCCCUCCAACCGGGAAAGAAACCAAGCAAGAACCCCACCAAUCCCCCCUUCUCUCAUGGCAUGCGAUUGCUGCUGGCUCGAUGAGGCGCUGCUGGCCUCUCUGAAAUCCUGAGCUCACUUACCUCCUGGAUGAGUGGAAGCCUCGGCUGUUUCUUGUGCUUGUUUAUGUGGCUCUAGGCUAGGAACUUCCAGCCCGGAAUAGGGGAGGGGCGAUACACAAUGCCGUCGAUUCUGAAUCACUUAAGCGGCACUUGUUUUGUGCUGUGAGGCGGUGCUUCCUGAAGGUCUUCGGUGGCUUCAGUGGCUGAAGCGGGGGCUGGUCACGGAUGGCUCCGAACGGGGCAGGGGAAUGUGGCGGCGGCUGCCGGCGAGGGAAGGCGGCGCACGCCGGCGCCGGGGCCAUGGCCGGCUUCGUCGUGUGCUUCUUGGUGGUCUGGGCGAUUGGUGGAUGUGGGAGGUCAAGUUCGGGCCGGGUGGCUGACGAGGAGGGGAUGCUGGGGCAGUUCAACCUCAGCAAGAGCCAGCUGCAAGCGUUGGUGUCCAUCCUCUCAUCGGAAGAGAGAGAAUGUAUGGAAAAAUCUGGAUUGAUCCAUGAUGGGAAUCAAGUCAAUAGCAUAUCUAGUAUCCCAAAUACUCUUUGUAUUCAAGAUAAGAUAUCUGAUGGAAAGCAGAAUUGGUUGAAGGAUGCCAUUCUUCAACAAUUCUGCACAGUUAAAGAUAAAUAUGGGGUCAAUAGUCAUGCACCUGCGGUAUUGGAAGAUAAGUUCUUGCAAAAUGUCAUACAAGAAGACAUUAGUUCUACCACACAAGGCCAUCCACAUGAAUGUGACCUAUAUGCUGGAAUCAAUGGCGUGAAUGUGGUCCAUAAUAUAAUGUCAAGUUCCAAGCACACAGUGAUGCUCUGUCUGUCUGCUUUAUUUGGGAGCAUUGUAAUUUCAAUUGUUAAAACUAUUCACAAAAGAAGGAUUCAAUCAAACAAGCUGUGUGCGGAUGAGAAAGUUCUCCAGAUACCAAGUGCUGAAAUAAGUCGGAAGUGGUCCAAGAGAGCUCUGCUUAUUGGUGUCUUGCUUGGGCUUUGUAGCUCUAUAUGCAUAUUUUCAUGCAUGUAUGCAGAUGUUGUUGCUAGGGGAAUUGAGAAUCUUUCUAACAUGUGCGAUGAGAGAGCAAGGAUGCUACAGGAUCAGUUUAAUGUAAGCAUGAACCAUGUGCAUGCUUUGGCUAUAUUAGUCUCAACGUUUCACCAUGGGAAGAAUCAGUCUGCUAUCGAUCAGAAAACAUUUGAGGACUUCACAGCAAGGACAACUUUUGAAAGGCCAUUGAUGAGUGGUGUGGCCUAUGCACUGAAGGUAUUACACAGUGAAAGGGAACAGUUCGAGCAACAACAUGGAUGGAAGAUUAAGAAGAUGGAAGCUGGAGAUCAAUCUCUUGUUCAUGACUAUAAUCCUGAAAAGCUUGAACCAUCACCAGUUCAAGAUGAGUAUGCACCUGUUAUUUUCUCCCAGGAAACUGUGAAGCAUAUCAUAUCUGUAGAUAUGAUGUCUGGGAAGGAAGAUCAUGAUAAUAUAUUACGUUCCCGGGCAACAGGUAAGGGGGCUUUAACGUCCCCUUUUAAGCUUCUGAAGUCUAAUCAUCUUGGUGUGGUGCUUACGUUCACCGUGUAUAAAUAUGAUCUUCCUCCAAAUGCGACACCAGAGGAGCGUAUUCAUGCUACAAUGGGUUAUCUUGGUGCCUCAUUUGAUGUUCCUUCUCUGGUGGAUAAACUCCUAGAGCAACUCGCUAGCAAACAAAAGAUAGUUGUUAAGUUAUAUGACACCACAAAUCAUACAUCCCCUAUUAAAAUGUAUGGUUCUGAUUUCAGUUCAUCUGGUGAUCUGCAGCACAUUAGUAACAUUGAUUUUGGUGACCCAACACGCAAACAUGAAAUGCAUUGCAGAUUCAAGCAUGAACCCCCACUGCCAUGGUCUGCCAUAACAAUAUCGACAGCUGUAGCUAUAAUUGUUUUGCUUGUUGGUCAUAUAAUUUAUGCAACUCUGAACUCCCUUGAAACGGCUGAACAUGAUUAUAGGGUAAUGAGAGAACUAAAAGGACAAGCUGAAGCUGCGGAUGUUGCAAAGUCUCAGUUUCUAGCAACGGUUUCCCAUGAGAUUCGGACUCCAAUGAAUGGUGUUCUAGGUAUGUUGCAGAUGCUAAUGGACACCGAACUUGAUACAACUCAGCAGGAUUUUGUUAUUACUGCUCAAGAAAGUGGAAAGGCAUUGAUAAACUUGAUAAAUGAAGUCCUUGAUCUGGCUAAGAUAGAGUCAGGAAGGAUUGAGUUGGAAGCAGUGCCUUUUGAUAUCCGUGAUAUUCUUGAUAACGUGGUAUCUCUAUUCUAUGAAAAAUCACAGGUUAAAGGCAUAGAGCUGGCCGUGCUUGUAUCUGAUCAGGUUCCAGAUGUUCUAAUUGGGGAUCCAUGGAGGUUUCGGCAAAUCAUUACAAAUCUUGUGGGGAAUUCUAUGAAGUUUACUGAGCGAGGCCAUAUCUUCGUUCAAGUGCAUUUGGUCGAGGAAGUAAAGAGGGCAGGAAACAUUUUUUAUGACGUUUCUGCUCAGAACAGAGAGGUUUUGGAUGAUCACGACAACAUGAUAUGGAACACACUAAGUGGGCUUGAAGUAGCAGAUAGCUGGAAGUCGUUUGACAAUUUUAGGAUGUUCAAACAUUCAAGUGGUGAAACAGAUAGAAUUAACUUAGUUGUCAGAGUUGAGGACACUGGCAUAGGAAUAACAAAGGAUGCUCAACUGCGUAUUUUUACACCUUUCAUGCAAGCUGACAGUUCCACCUCACGGACAUAUGGUGGAACUGGAAUUGGCUUGAGUAUUACAAAACGUUUGGUUGAAUUGAUGGGUGGAGAAAUAGGGUUUACGAGUAAAUCAGGAGUUGGCAGUACAUUUUCUUUUACUGCCAUUUUCAACGAGAACAGAAAAAGUCCUGGUGAUAUUAAAAGAUAUUAUUUCGAACCUACUCCAUCAGGUUUUCAAGGAAUGAGGGCUCUUAUUAUUGAUGGAAGGAAUGCACGUGCAAAUAUUACUGUAUACCAUCUGCAGAGACUUGGAAUACAGUGCAAUCUUGUUGCCACAUCUGAAUCUGCAUUCUCAAUGCUGCUAGAAGCCUGCACCUCAAGCAAAAGCAAUCCGAACAUGGUCCUUGUUGAUACAGAAGCUUGGGGUAAUGGUUCAGGUUUUGCAUUUUGUCGUCAUCUUGUAGAUCUUCAACUAAAGGGCUCACACAAGUCUUCUCAACCCGUGCCAAAGAUUUUUCUUUUGGGAAACUCAAUAAGCCCUGCAGAGUCUGAUUAUUUGAGGUUGACAGGAUGUGGUGAUUGCAUAAGGAAACCCCUCCGCCUUAGUACUAUUGCUGCAUGUCUUCGCAAAACCUUAGGGAUUGGGGUUACAAGGCCACACAGUAGAGAUCAGUCUUUGGUUCUUCGUAGUGUACUAACUGGAAAACAGAUUCUGGUUGUGGAUGAUAAUGCAGUCAAUCGUAAAGUUGCAGCUGGUUCUUUGAAGAAAUAUGGAGCUGUAGUUACAUGUGUCGACAGUGGAAAUGAUGCAAUUGAUAUGCUCAAGCCACCUCACACAUUUGAUGCUUGCUUCAUGGAUGUUCAGAUGCCUGAAAUGGAUGGGUUUGAGGCUACGAGAUUAAUCCGAUCCAUAGAGAAAAAAAUCAAUGAUAUGAUCCAGAUGGGUGAAGUAUCAGCUGAUAAUUAUGGAAAUAAGGCCCAUUAUUGGCAUGUACCGAUUUUGGCCAUGACAGCAGAUGUAAUCCAAGCGACCUUUGAAAAAUGUAUGGAAUGUGGAAUGGAUGGAUAUGUGUCAAAGCCAUUUGACGAACAGCAACUCUACUCUGCUGUUGCUCAUUUCUUAGAGACUGAUACAACAGAUCCAACUCCAUAGGAGAUAUAAGGCCAGUUUGGAUUGAACCCUGUGAGAAGUUGCCUUCGCCAGGAAGCACUCCCAGGAGUUUGAUUCCAAAUGCCUGGCAAUGGAUCGACCGGCCUGGGCGAGCACUCCCAGGCCAGGGUGACAGGGUGCCAUCCAAACAGCUCAGUACUGGCCUGUGGCUUCAACACUGAUCCAAGUUCUGCCAAAAGAGUGAAAGGUCCUUUUAAAGGUCAACAGAUCCUGAAAAAAGCAGUGAGCUACGAAGUGCUAAGUCCAGAUUCGACUGAGCUGCAUUUUAUCUGGUGUUUUAGAGGAAAACCAAGUUACAGCAUGCUUCAACAUUGAGUUCAAUGACAUCACCCCAUCCCUUAUACGAGAAUGCGAGGGUCUUCAAACCUUUUCGGCAUAGAUCACAGAGGUCGGUUUCACCACGUCAAGCACACUAUUCCAAGGCGUGUUGUAUGGCUUAAUGCAAACUGUUCAGAGCCAACUGCAGGUUGGAAAAUACGGAUUGUUGUAUUGUAUUCAUCAAUUUUGUGUGGGUUAGUAGGUCUGUAAAUAUUCUUCUGUACAGUAGCAAUUAAUGAUUGAUUGUAUUAUUAGUAUUGUUGCGCUUGCACACUUGCGCUUGGGUUCUUGUAUAUAAAUAUCUCAGUAUAAGUAUCCAGUCAUGAUUACUAGGAGAAUUGAUCAUUAGGAUCGUCUAAGGCUUAGCAAAAGAUGAUGCCCCUACACUACCUUUAUACAAAGGGUUUUGUAUUUCUUUACC